CACCAAAACGACAACACAUCGACAUUCUUCCUAUUCAUCUGCACUUCCAGAGCACUCUCAGUCUUAGUCGACACAAUUUGCAUACUAUAUCUCAUCGCUAUUAUUGUCUAUAUUAUGACAAAUAGUGACGGUAUUCCCGGAGGAAAUGCUGGACUUUUGUUAACGUCGGCCCUAUCGUUGACUUCUGUUUUUCAAAUGGGUGUUAAAUUAUCGGCCGAUACCGAGCUAUAUAUGACUGCUGUCGAGCGAGUGCUCGAAUACACAGCCAUUAAACCCGAGGCAGAGCUCGAGUCAACUCCCGAUCGGAAACCACCCAAAAAUUGGCCACAAAUGGGAGAA
Molecule: messenger RNA, 339 nt
Organism: Medioppia subpectinata
Lineage: Eukaryota; Metazoa; Arthropoda; Arachnida; Sarcoptiformes; Oppiidae
Source: the annotation of a GenBank genome assembly